GCUGGAUGACCUCCAUUUGCCAGCUAACUGUUUGGCGUUAGAGUCAAACUACCAAAGCCAUCCGUUGGCCAUUUGUUGUUUUUACAGCGAGGUCAAAAUGACCAACGCCAAGCCUCACCUUCUUGCCAAACCUGGCGAAGAGGACGUUGAAGAAAUAGCCGAUGCCUCUGAUAUCUUUGAACCACCUCCUCCUGGGACACCACCACCGACAGACCAUUUACUGGACUAUGACUCUGCCAGUCCGAACCUCCAAACCAUUUCUUCGCAAAGCUCCAUAUCCCUCCCUGAAAGAUCUACACGUUCCGGUGUCCAUAUGGUUGCCAUCGACAAUUCUCCUCUAUCAGACGAGGCAUUCGAUUGGGCUUGCAGGACAUUAGCCAAAGACGGGGAUGAAAUAGUUUUGGUCAAUGUGGUGAAAGACGAUGGAUAUGUGAAAAUGCUGAGUGAGGAUUAUGAAAAGGGGACACACAACUUGGAGAAUAUGUUAGAACAAAUGGGAACAGAGAUGCGCAAGACGUUCCGUCGCAGACUGGAGGCGUUUCCAGUCAAGAACAUCCGCCUCUCUGUUCACGUCAAACUGUCGGAUUCGCCAAAGACAACCAUCUGCGAGCUGGUAGUCGUAACAUCUGUCAUAGGAAAAGAGGUACUACAUUCACGGCAGACAUUCUAAUUACCUUAGGCAUCGGAACUCGCUGUGGACACUCUCGUUCUGGGGUCGCAUGGUGUAUCUCCUCUCAAGCAUCUUUUGCUGGGUAGCACUUCUGCAUAUUGCAUGCGUCAUGCCGCAAUGCCGGUUGUCAUUGUACGACACAAAACUACAGCACCUGCACAGCUGGACAAGGAUCACCAUGCUAAGCACCGGUGGAGUUUAUUGGGAAGGCAUCGAGACGGAUCGGCGCGUAAGGCAGAGGGACAUGGGGACCUGCCCCCUGCAGUAGAAUAGUUUUGCGCAGUCAGCUACAAGGAGUGAAUUGCUCAAGUCGUCGUUAGUCUAGCUAUUUGUUGUUUUGCAAUGAAAACAGACGGACAUUAAGCUCCGGUCCUUGCGAACAAAGA
Molecule: messenger RNA, 1056 nt
Organism: Spizellomyces punctatus DAOM BR117
Lineage: Eukaryota; Fungi; Chytridiomycota; Chytridiomycetes; Spizellomycetales; Spizellomycetaceae
Exons: 5
Coding region: 98-670 (190 amino acids)
Source: RefSeq, a predicted model, not a curated record